AUGCAACAACGGCAGAUCUAUUUGCAACGAGCUAGGGAAUGUAUGCGGAACCAAAGGCAGAAACAACGGGCCGAACAAAGGCCAAAAUUCACUCCCCAAUUUAGAAGUGUUUUGGUGCCAUCAUAUUUUCAGCGAUUAAGUGAAGAUGUCAGUGCAAGGAGGCGGCAAGAAAAGCUACCAAAGACGUAUUGCGGUGCACGUCUCUUCCUUAAAGACGAUGAGACAGAAUCAAAUUGUGCUGAACGCAUGGAGAAGAUAUGUGAGUUUUGCUCAGCUAAACUUUAUCCAGGCGAGGCAGCUGAUAAUACUGCAUCCAUCUGUUGCCACAAGAGCAAGGCAUACCAUCAAAUACCGGUGCAUCCAGCAGUCGUGCCCAAGACCGCAAUCAGUACACCAUUCGGACUAUUUGAGUUCCGAUAUAUGAUGUUUGGCUUGCGCAAUGCAGCCCAGACGUUUCAGCGAUUUAUGGACGACACGCUUAGAGAUCUGCCUUUCGUUUUUCCCUAUUUGGACGACACAUUGGUGGCAUCAACGUCAGUUGAGGAGCAUGUAGGGCACCUGCGAAAACUCUUUGACCGAUAUCGCGAAAGGGAUUGGUGA
Molecule: messenger RNA, 600 nt
Organism: Rhagoletis pomonella (apple maggot)
Lineage: Eukaryota; Metazoa; Arthropoda; Insecta; Diptera; Tephritidae
Exons: 2
Coding region: 1-600 (199 amino acids)
Source: RefSeq, a predicted model, not a curated record